Messenger RNA from Oreochromis aureus, 2477 nucleotides. RefSeq names its product reticulophagy regulator 1 (gene retreg1). The transcript is spliced from 9 exons. The record is from RefSeq and is a predicted model, not a curated record. NCBI's taxonomy places the organism in Eukaryota, Metazoa, Chordata, Actinopteri, Cichliformes, Cichlidae. Gene Ontology annotation, cellular component: endoplasmic reticulum membrane. The coding region runs from base 36 to 1385 and encodes 449 amino acids. Gene Ontology annotation, biological process: reticulophagy; negative regulation of neuron apoptotic process.
GAGGGGCAGAGCGGAGGGACCCCGGUCGUUUUUCAAUGCUGGGGAGCUGGGAAGCAGGAACCGCCGGAGGUGGGCAGGUGGCCGCGGCCGGCGGAUCGCCAAGCCGGGAUCAGGAGACCCUUCCCGGCCGCGCAGGGUGUCGCCUCACCGGCCUGGUCAGCUGGAGGCGGAGACCAUGCAGGACUUCAGCCCUGUUUGCUGCAGCCAACGCGAUGUUCGGGUUUGUGGCCUUUGGCUCGUUUCGGGCCUACACCCUCCUAGCUGUCCUCCUGGCCCUGCUGGUCAUCACGGUCACCACCCGAGAUGUAAUUCGGUCCAGAUCCGCAGGAGCUCAGUUAUGGCACAGCAUGACAACAAGCUGGGAGAUCAUUGAUUCAGGCCAGGACAGCCGGACUGGGGUCGGACCUCAGCUUACUGACUCCCUCAGACUCUUUCUGCAAGAGACAUCAGCUUUCAAAAAGCAGAACCCAGGCAAGUUUUGCCUGCUGGUUUGCAGUGUGUGCACUUUCUUUGCUGUCUUAGGACGCUACAUUCCAGGGAUCGUUAUCUCAUAUAUUCUAGUGUUGGGUGUCUUUCUGUGGCCUCUGAUUUCAUCUCAUGACAUCAGCUCGUGGCUGGAGCCAGUUCUGCAGAAGCUGGACUUUGGCAUCGGGGAGUUUUUUCAGAAAAUCAAAGAGAACCACGAAAAGCGACUCCUGCAGGCUCAGAAUGAGAAAGAAGGCAUUGAGUCAGACCUCUCCUCUAUGUUUCCAAAGCUUGACUCCACAGUGUGUAAAGAGAUGUCUGUCUCGGACACAGAGGUGUCAGAUGUCACAUGGACAGACAAUGGUACUUUCAACCUGUCAGAGGGACACACACCACAGACUGAGAACUCAGAAGACCUUGACAGAGAAGAACCGUUCAUUGGUGGCCUGCCUGAAUUCCCUUCACUUGAUAAUGGCACGACCACCAAUGGCGACGACGACUAUGACCUCAGCCUCGGCCUUGCUUCACCUCCAACUCGGCUCCAGGAUCCAAUCAAAUCCAAGCACGAACCUCAAGACCAGUCCACUAAUGCCCUCGAUUUGGUCAACCAGAUGGCAGGUGAAGUUAUCACCGCUGCAGUCACGGCUGCCAUCCAGGAGAGAAUAGAAGCAGCGGUCAGCUUCAUGACACCAACUGAAGACCCCAAGCGGGCGAGACUCACAGAAUCGAGCAGGCUGCUGGAGCUGACCGAGGAGUCGGACAGCGAGGUGGAGGACUUUGAGCUGCUGGACCAGUCAGAGUUGGAGCAAUUGGAGGGGGAGCUUGGCCUCGGAGAGGAGAAGGCCAAAGCCAAAGAGGAGGUGCAGACCGACAGUCCCGCCUCUUCUGGCUUCUUGUCCAAACUCCUUAAACGCCACUGACGGAUGAAAAGUUUGAAAGCAGAUGGCGAGGUGUGGUUUCCAGAGGACAUGUGGAGGGGAGGCAACUUUAUAGAGCUGUGAGAACACAGAGUUUCAAUUUAGCUUCUUCCUGUUAAGCAAACAUCUACAGAACUGAUCAGAUAGCGCUGUCUUUUUUUAAUCGAACCAGAGUAGCCCAAAGCUGAGACCACACCAUAUAGCCUAAUAAUGGCUGACCAAACUGAGGCCUCUAAGAUGAUUUCAGUAACUAAUGAAAGAUCCAUGCUCAUCUGAAAACAGGCAUAUGGAUUUUUUAAAUUUAUACUUUUAUUAUUUGCUGGUCCAGCAUGCCAUUAGGACUGCAGCUGAUCAAUCUGUCAGUCAGAUGGAGGCUGGUCACUCACGUUUAUAAGGCUUUAUAUGAAUUUCAAAUUAACACUGAAUUGACUUAGACGUAGUUUUCAGGUAACAGUGUCACAAUGUGGCAAGUGUGCAAAACUAGUGUAGUACAAAACUCUCACUAGAAUAUCUCUUUCCAUUUUACAAAUGCUGGUUUAUAAUAUGAUUUGUUAUUCUUAAGUUGCAGGAAGGUAAACCCACAGUAUGCACCUCCAGCCCUGGACCUAAAACAAAUUAGGUUCCCAUAAAUCUAAUUUGCAUUCUCAUUAAUGUUGCAAUGGAAAAAUGUUAUUUACUUAAAUCUAACUUAUCACAAAAUCAGUCAUAAUUUUUAUGUGAGACAGGAUUGCUCAAACUGAUAAUCCAAGAAAUAAAAGAGGAGCUCGGAAUUUAGUUUACAAUGAAACGUCUGUUUUAACCCAAACUUUGCUGAACCUAACAAAGUAGUUUAAAGCUUAAAAAAAUGGGGACAUUAAGAUGAAUACUGACUUCCCGUGAGACUCAAAUCUUGUGACCUACUACUCCAGUACUGCUUCUUGAGUUGGUCCUUCACAUAGAGCUGAGAGAAAUUAGACAUUUAAUUAUGCCUAUGAGUCAAGUCACAGCAAGGAUUAAGUCACCUUUAUUAAAGGGGGCAUGAAAUGCUACACUAUUGAGCCCUGCUCUAAAAAACAGACAAAGAUGUAAAACUGUCUGUGAAGCUGGAUUUAAGAA